This is a messenger RNA of Penicillium diatomitis, 360 nucleotides long. RefSeq lists its product as uncharacterized. NCBI's taxonomy places the organism in Eukaryota, Fungi, Ascomycota, Eurotiomycetes, Eurotiales, Aspergillaceae. The transcript has a single exon. Bases 1 to 360 code for a protein of 119 amino acids. The record is from RefSeq and is a predicted model, not a curated record.
AUGGAAUUCUACUGCUACUACUACUACUACUACUACUACUACUACUACUACUACUACUACUACUACUACUACUACUACUACUACUACUACUACUACUACUACUACUACUACUACUACUACUACUACUACUACUACUUCUACUACGUCUACUACUACUACUACUACUACUACUACUACUACUACUACUACUACUACUACUACUACUACUACUACUACUACUACUACUACUACUACUACUACUACUACUACUACUACUACUACUACUACUACUACUACUACUACUACUACUGUCAGACCCUUCAUAGCUGUCAAGCUGCAUUCUGCUGCGCCGAUCAACCCCCAUCGGACAGAUCGCAGUAA